Messenger RNA from Pyricularia grisea, 594 nucleotides. RefSeq lists its product as uncharacterized. The record is from RefSeq and is a predicted model, not a curated record. NCBI's taxonomy places the organism in Eukaryota, Fungi, Ascomycota, Sordariomycetes, Magnaporthales, Pyriculariaceae. The coding region runs from base 1 to 594 and encodes 197 amino acids. The transcript has a single exon.
AUGCCCACUCCGUCCACACCCAAGCUUCUAAUACAGAUGUCCGGAGCGCCCGGCGCUGGCAAAAGUACAAUCGCAGCUCUGCUGCGACCGCACCUCAAUGCCACCAUUAUCGACCAUGAUGUUCUGCGCUCCAACCUCAUCUCCACUGCAAUAUUUCAGUUCGACCAGGCCGCUAAGCAGGCCUAUGCGCUCCAGUGGGAGCUAGCCCGCGACUUUAUGAAGCAGGGGGUCGACUCCAUCAUUAUCGACAGCACCUGCAACUACCCUGAGGUGGUUGCGCAGGGACUCUCACUGGCGGUCGAAUACGGAUACCGCUAUUGGUACGUCGAAUGCAAUGCUCGCGACAUUGACCUGCUGGACAAGCGGCUGCGCGCCCGUACCCCAAAGGCGAGCCAGCGGCCUGCGGUUGACUGUCCGCCUGAAUCGGCACAGGGGAACGGGGCUCAGGUCGGUGAGAAUGCGCGCGAGCGCUUUGCUCAGUGGAUGACGAAGCCCUGUCGCCCUUCUAACGUUGACCAUAUUAUCACGGUGGAUUCGACUGCCGACCCGAAGACGCUACGGGACGAGAUCCUGGCGCGGAUGGCGGCGGACUGA